Molecule: messenger RNA, 1683 nt
Organism: Giardia duodenalis
Lineage: Eukaryota; Fornicata; Diplomonadida; Hexamitidae
Product: ATP-dependent RNA helicase
Exons: 1
Coding region: 1-1683 (560 amino acids)
Molecular function (GO): ATP binding; nucleic acid binding; RNA helicase activity
Source: RefSeq, a predicted model, not a curated record
AUGACCCACUUUGCCCUGUUCGAAGAUGAAAGUAUUAGCGAAAAUGUAGCGGGAAGCACAUCUAUAACGCAUGCAGUUUCCAUAGGAGAUUCAACUCCCGCCUCAGAGUCCCCAGAAGAGCCUACUAAACCUCCUCCUUUGUGCGAUGCUUCGGAGGCACUUAGAGGCACCAGUACAGAGGUCACUUUUAGUUCCUUGGGCGUGUCUCCUAUGCUUGCACAACUCCUAAACCAGUACACCAUCACAGUGCCCACAGACAUUCAACAAAAGUCGCUUCCAUACACGAUGCAGGGGCGGGACUUUUGUGGAAUAGCCCGCACAGGAUCGGGGAAAACACUCUGCUUUGCGCUUCCGAUUCUUCAGGAGCUUUCUCAGGAUCCUUAUGGAAUAUUUGCACUCGUUCUUACCCCAACUCGUGAGCUUGCCCUUCAGAUAGAGCAGCAAAUGAACGCUUAUGGAAACCCUCUGGGUAUACAGGCUCAGAGCUUGAUCGGAGGGAAGGACUCGGUCGAGCAGUCGGCAAUCUUAGAUUCCAGGCCGCACAUCCUCAUCGCUACGCCAGGGAGGCUAGCGUACAUGCUAGAGUCCGCUGCUGCCCAAAGGAACUUCCGCCGAAUGAAGUACUUAGUUCUAGAUGAGGCGGACAGGCUUCUUUGUGGCGACCCAGAAUUCAACAAGCAGCUUACAAUGAUCCUCCAGGCGCUGCCUCCCAUCAGCAAGCGCACAACCUUUCUCUUCACGGCAACGCUAAGUAACAACCUAAAGCAUUUCCUCACCAACGACUCAAACACUAUACCAUCCGGCGACAACCGAGAGCAGCGUAUGAAGCGAUUUACUUACAUUAAUGUGGAAGGAAAGGACAUGGCGCUAGUGCAGCAGCUUAUCCAAAAGUAUCUAUUGAUUCCUCAGCCCAGUCACAAGGUCACCUGGCUCGCAUGGCUCCUAUCUAUGAUUUCAGGAAUCCAGAUUAAUAAGAGGUCAGACAACGCCAUAGCUAGCACAGAAUACAAACUCGAUGACCUGGCAGAUCUUUCCUUCAACCGUUCCUCUUCACUUGGCUCGAAGCUAACUGAAGAGAGAGUGAAAGAGCUGAUUGUCCUGGGAGGUGUCCGCUCAAUAAUAAUUUUCACCGACACCUGCACAUCCUGCUCAGAACUGGAGCUCACACUAGCAGAGCUGAAGUUCCCUGUAUGCGCGCUGCAUGGGCUCAUGACCCUUGACCAAAGAAUAUACAACAUGAAACUGUUUAAAACGUACCAGGCACGGAUCCUAGUGGCUACAGACUUGGCCAGCCGUGGCUUGGACAUAGACACGGUCGAUUUGAUAAUCAACUACAAUGUGCCCAGUACUCCCGACGAUUAUAUCCAUCGUGUUGGACGCACGUGCCGGGCAGGACGAGAUGGCUGCGCUAUCACGUUCGUGGAGGCACCAGAGAGGGACAGACUGUAUGCCAUAGAGGAGCAAACACAGAAGCAGUUGACUAAUUUGCGAUAUGUAAUCGACAGGACAAACAGCGACAGGGUUAUCCGAGUGUCAGAAGAGGUCAUUUUAACUGCAUAUUACAUCACUGUCUCUUCUGCUAAUAUUACUGCAAAAUUGAAGCGCGAAGAGCAGGGGGUUACUGAGCAAAAUGAAAAACGGAACAAAUGGCGGCUUGAAAAACGGCGCGGCGUGAAAUUGUGA